This is a messenger RNA of Owenia fusiformis, 749 nucleotides long. Lineage: Eukaryota; Metazoa; Annelida; Polychaeta; Sabellida; Oweniidae. The record is from the annotation of a GenBank genome assembly.
CUGGUCCACGUGUAACUGCUCCUCGUGUCAUUGAUCACUAUAUAACCAGUACUUGAAGUCUGGUACAUAUUCAGAACAACACACAUCGAGUCAUUUACGGAAUAUCCACUUUACAUUUCUAUACAAAAUGUGUCUUAAUUGGUACGCAACAAUGGGGAUAUCCACCAGUAUCACAACAGAGGGGAUUACGAUUAGAAUAACCAACGCUGUGCUACCAGCAGCCUUUGCACUAGGUCUUCUAUCAGACACAGUGUAUCCAAUCAGCGCUUCGUCUUUCGUAACGUCUGUGUGUUUAUCAAUUGUUGUAUUUAAUGGAGUAAACAUUUCCUUCUUGAAUGGUAUUUCUACGAUUCGUUUUUUUAUUGGUAACAUCCCUGGUGGUAUUCGGGUCGUUUUAGUAGUCUUGGUGAUAAAGAUGUUAGGCAUGGUGGGCUCUACUGAAGAUGACUUCAAGAUUGAAUAUGACGCCAAGAUAGGCCCAUUUGCAGAUGAAUACAAGAUAGGCCCAAUUGAAGAUGACUCAAAGAUAGGUCCAGUUGAAGAUGACUCAAAGAUAGGUCCAGUUGAAGAUGACUCCAAGAUAGGUCCAGUUGAAGAUGAGUUCAAGAAAGGACCGAUUGAAGAUGACUCCAGGAUAGUCCAAGUUGAAGAUGACUCCAAGAUAGGCACGAUUGAAGAUGGUUCCAAAAUAGGCCCGAUUGAAUAUGGCACCAAGGUAAGCCCGAUUGAAUAUGGCACCAAGGUAGGCC